This is a messenger RNA of Zychaea mexicana, 600 nucleotides long. RefSeq lists its product as uncharacterized. Gene Ontology annotation, cellular component: mitochondrial inner membrane. NCBI's taxonomy places the organism in Eukaryota, Fungi, Mucoromycota, Mucoromycetes, Mucorales, Lichtheimiaceae. The coding region runs from base 1 to 600 and encodes 199 amino acids. The record is from RefSeq and is a predicted model, not a curated record. Gene Ontology annotation, biological process: mitochondrial respiratory chain complex IV assembly. The transcript is spliced from 4 exons.
AUGCCUGGUAUUCAUUUGACAAGAGGUCAAGAAGAAAAACGUGAUGCCCUCGGUUUUUCUGCAGGUCUUCAGGGCGCUGCUCUUGGUUUGGGCAUUGGUGUUGUCGCAACCAUUGCCACAUUCCGUCGAUCGCCCGAUUUCAGGGCCUUGGGUCGACCCAUUCAGGCUAUCCUUCCAACUUCAUCAACGGUGGCAGGAUACUUGUUUGCCUCGGAUCGUGCUACUAGCCAAUACGAAAAUGAAACGCUUGGAUACAUGGACGAGGCGAUGUAUGACCAUCUACAGAAAAGCGAGUCUGUAGUGGAGCACAAGAGCUCUUCUGAUAAGGCAUUGCAUUAUUUGAAUGACAACCGUUGGACGGUCAUUGGGGUUUCUUGGGCUGCAUCGAUGGCGGGUGCUCUGGGAUAUAGUUUCUCCAACCGAUAUCUCACGACACAACAAAAGGUUGUGCAGGCGCGUAUGUAUGCACAAGCAGUAACGCUGGCGGUGCUGAUGGCAUCUGCAGGCUUGUCGAUCUACAUGGGAGAUGAUAAAAAGUCGCACAAGGAGGUGCCCGAUGCACAGCUGCGUGCUGUGUUAGAAAACAGUCCUCUUACUUAA